Molecule: messenger RNA, 2126 nt
Organism: Maniola jurtina (meadow brown)
Lineage: Eukaryota; Metazoa; Arthropoda; Insecta; Lepidoptera; Nymphalidae
Product: ATP-dependent DNA helicase Q1-like
Exons: 1
Coding region: 65-1972 (635 amino acids)
Biological process (GO): double-strand break repair via homologous recombination
Cellular component (GO): chromosome; cytoplasm
Molecular function (GO): ATP binding; nucleic acid binding; 3'-5' DNA helicase activity
Source: RefSeq, a predicted model, not a curated record
UGUAUUGCGGUGCACAGAGGCGAAUUAUAUACCUACUGAUUUUUUAUAUUAUUAUCAAAUAAUUAUGAAAACAAUUGAAGAUUUAGAAAAAGAAAUAAAAGGCGUUGAUAAAGAGCUUAUAAAAGUAGACGCCGAGUUGGCCAAAUGGAAAAAUCUACAGAGGCAAUUACACGAGAAGAAAGUUUCGCUGAAAAAAUCUAUAAACAAGUUGAAAUCUGAAUCUUUAGCCAGUGUCGACUGGGGAGGGAAUACUUAUGAAUGGUCAGAAGACGUUAAGAGGACUCUUAAGGAUAUUUUCAAGAUCGAUUCAUUCAGACCAAAGCAGUUAAGUGCGAUUAAUUCGACGUUAAGUGGACAACAUGCGUUAGUGGUUAUGCCGACAGGUGCCGGCAAAAGUCUCUGUUACCAGCUCCCAGCACUUGUCAAACCAGGCAUUACUCUUGUCAUAUCUCCUCUGGUAUCACUUAUGGAGGAUCAGGUAAGGUCUUUGACCAACAAGAACAUUCCAGCAAUGCUAAUGACUAGUACUAGCUCCAAAGACGACACUGCUGCCGCAUUGAAUGCACUAAAAGACAAAAAUACACAAAUAAAGCUUUUAUACGUCACACCAGAACGCCUAGCUAAAAGUAAACGCUUUAUGGCCAACCUACAGAAGUGUCAUGCUGAUGGUAGAUUACAGAGAAUCGCUAUUGACGAAGUCCAUUGUUGUUCACAAUGGGGCCACGACUUUAGACCAGACUACAAAUACCUAGGUAUAUUGUCUAAUAUGUUCUCCAAUGUUCCGAUUCUCGGUUUAACUGCGACAGCCACAGCACAUGUUUUGACUGAUGUACAAAAAAUACUCAACAUCUCUGGAUGUUUGGUUAUCAAGUCUACAUUUAAUAGACCUAAUUUAUAUUACAAGAUAUUAGAAAAGCCUACAUCCCAAGAUGACUGUUUAACUAUACUUGAAAAAUUGCUGAAGCAUAGAUACAAAGGAGAGAGUGGUAUAAUUUAUACUAACAGUAUUAAAGACUCGGAAGAUCUUGCAGAAGGGUUAAGAAAGAGAGGGCUCAAAGUUGGAUGUUACCAUGCAAAUAUGGAAUCUGAAACAAGAUCAAAGGUCCAUUUGAAAUGGCAUCAAAAAUACUAUCAAGCAAUUGUUGCUACUGUUGCAUUUGGUAUGGGUAUUGAUAAGCCAGAUGUUAGGUUUGUUAUUCAUCACACAAUUAGUAAAUCCAUGGAGAAUUACUAUCAAGAGAGUGGGAGAGCUGGAAGAGAUAGCCGCAGGGCGGAAUGUGUAACUUUAUACAGAAUGCAAGAUAUAUUCAAAGUGAGCUCAAUGGUUUUCUCCUCGGUCGGGAGACUAGAUCAUUUGUAUGGAAUGGUCAAGUAUUGUUUAAAUGGAACUUUUUGUAGGCGGCAACUAAUAGCAGAGCACUUUGAUGAAGAUUGGGGUGAUGCUGACUGUAACAAAAUGUGUGAUGUGUGUUCAAAUAUGAACACUUCAAGUAGAGAAAUAAGUUUAGAACUACAUUGUAAGACUAUAUCAAGCAUUAUUGACAAUGCUGACAAACAAGAUACAAAAUUAACAGCUCAAAAGCUGCUUGAUGCUUGGUUCUUAAAAGGUCCUGUUGUUUUAAGGCAUAAAGGUAAAGAACCCAACUUUUCUAGAGCUAUAGGUGAAGAUGUGAUUGCUUUUUUGUUGGUUCAAGGGUACUUAAUAGAAGAUUUUCAUUAUACUGCAUAUUCCACAAUAUCCUACAUUAGGAAAGGUCCAAAUAUGGAAGCAAUUGAGGAUGAAAAUUUUGUUUUAAAAAUGCCUGUAAGAAAGUUUACAGAAUUCCAUUUAGAUAGACCAGCACCAACUGAAGAUGAAUUAGUUGUAAAUGGCAAAAGUGAGGUAGGUAAACAAUCUAAAAAAAGAAAGUCCAGUUCUGAGCAAAAACCAAAAAAAUCCAAGACAAUUGUUAUUGAUGAUGAGGAUGAUUAAACUAGCUAUAAUUAAGUUAGCGUCAUCCUUACAUUUAUGAAUACAAGGUAUUCACAUAAUGUAUGGGGGAAUCUUCAGCAUAAUUCAUGUUGAAGAUUAUUAUCAUUGACUUCAAUGCUUGAAUUUGUACCUAAUAAAUAGUUAUUUAAAUUGU